AUGAAGUUUACAUUGCCAAAGAACGCCUUCCCCGUCGUGGAGCUGUCCGAGGACCAGCAAAAAGCGCUCGUUGAAGAGGCUGACACCGUCGUGAAGGAGAUCGUGACAGCGAAUGACGCCUUCAUCGCGGACGGAGGCGUCCUCCGAGAUCCGCAGUGGCGUCUGAUGCGCACGAAAGAGGGUAUGCAGGUGUAUCGCCAACGCAGAAAGGCGAUCAAGCAGCGAGGGAAUGAGUCGUCCGCUCCAGUGAUCGAGAGUCCGUCCUGGUCAUCCAGCCACACGCUGUCAAGGUACCGCACGGAGACCAGCAACCUUGUUGAGCCCUUCGACGACCGAGAGACGUCGCUGUCUUCUUCAUCCGGGAUCGCUGAGAACAGUAUCAUGGAGAAGGCAAGGCCUCCCGGUGUAUCUUUGAUGGCCCUCCACGGUACUACCGACGGCACACUGGACGACUGCAUGUUCGGGUGUUUCGCCCCCAACGACGACGAGUGGAAGCUGCGCAGUUCCUACAUCAACGAUCGACUCGAUGAUGCUCGAAUUGUGGCGUCUAUUAGAGGUCCAACAGAGGAGGACCCCUACCGUUUCCUUGGUAUCAAGUGGUUUGCCAAAGAACACCCAGUGAUGCUCACGGGUAUCGUUCAGCAGCGAGAUUUCCUCAUCCUCGAGUCCUCGGGGUUCACGCGCGACUGCAACGGCGAGAAGGUCGGCUACUUCCUGAUGCACUCGGUGGCACUGCGAGAAAUCCCCGAGCUCUCGCACUUGAACAUCGUUCGCGGACUGAUGAGCUUCUGCUACGUUUUUCGCCAGGGAAAACCUGGCAAGGUCGACAUCUACACUCGCGGCUUCUUCGAUUCCCGUGGUGAGAUGCCAGGCCGCCUUUCAGUCGCGAUCGCUGCGGAUGCCGCUCUCUGCUGUGUGAAUUUGAUCCAAUAUGCGUACAUCAAGAAGCUGACGUGGCUGAUGAAGCACAGCGGCCACGGGCGAUCUGGUGGUCAUGCGACGCAAUCUACGCACUGUGAGGCGUGCGAGAAGAGCUUCUCCAAGUUUUCGCUUACUCAUUCCGGGUCGGGUACGGCGUGUUCCAUUUGCCGGCGGGUAGUGUGCUCCAAGUGCAGUGUGCUGAAAAAGAUGGUCAUGGACGUGUCGGACACUGGGUCCGUCCAGCACUGCUCUCUCCAGUUCUGUCUGCGCUGUUUACUCAAGGCGAAGAAGCAGUGUGGCUGGGAGAUUGCGCUGAGCGACUCUGAGAGUGUAUCGCAAUCGUCCAAGUGUUCGGGAUCGGGUGUAGUGUAUCGGGUUCUACCGACGGAAAACUUCAGGCGCGACGGCCGCUCGCACUCGAAUGUUACGGACUACCAACGAGGCGACAUGACCGCGAAGUCCAACAGCGACGACAACGUCGAUGGAACGCAGUUUCAAAACAGACAUUAUCUGUAG
Messenger RNA from Phytophthora sojae, 1437 nucleotides. RefSeq lists its product as hypothetical. Bases 1 to 1437 code for a protein of 478 amino acids. The transcript has 2 exons. The record is from RefSeq and is a predicted model, not a curated record. NCBI's taxonomy places the organism in Eukaryota, Oomycota, Peronosporomycetes, Peronosporales, Peronosporaceae.